GUCGGUGGUGAAAAAUGUUGAAACUUUGUUUAUUUAUGCUUGUAAUUAUUAACAACGGUGCCGCGGAAUCUUCAACAACCUGUUUGAGUAUUUACAAACAUGGUGGAGCUCCGGCCGUGUUCCGAUCUCCCAAUUGCCCUCUUUGGAAUCGCCGAUCCUUAUCCUCCUCCUCCAGUCGUUGCCACAUGGCGGCGAUUCAAGGUCGGAGGAAAUACCAGGAGGAUCGUCUUCUCUGCGCUCUUGAUCUUCGCAUUCCCUUUCCCGGCAAGAAGACUGGAACACCAACGGAUGUUGUGGUUGGAAUCGCCGCUGUCUUUGACGGCCACAAUGGUGCAGAAGCCAGUGAGAUGGCUUCACAACUUUUGUUGGAUUAUUUUGCUCUCCACACUUACUUUCUCCUCGACGCCACUUUUUCCAAGGAGCUCUCUGGAACGCUACCAAAUCCUCUCAUGCAUCUAUACGACCUCAAUUUCCAAAGGUUCCAAGAUUCAUCGCCGCUCAAUUUUGGUGAUUCUCUUCACUUGGAUAUUCUGAAAGAAGCCUUGCUCAGAGCUAUCCACGAUAUUGAUGCAACAUUUACUAAGGAAGCAUCUAACCGAAAGUUGGAUUCAGGUUCAACGGCCACAGUUGCACUUACCGCAGAUGGUCAACUACUGGUUGCUAGCAUCGGUGAUUCUAAGGCACUUUUGUGUUCCGAAAAAUUUGAGACUCCUGAAGAGGCUAGAGCUACUUCAAUAAAGUUGUACAGAGAGCGUAAGCGCAAUCGAGACUCUUCCUCAUCAAGGUUCUCUGAUUUUAAGCUGGAACAUCGCAAUGGACUCAUACGUUUUAUUGCCAAAGAAUUGACUAAGGACCAUCACCCAGAUAGAGAGGAUGAAAUGCUCCGCGUUAAAGCUGCAGGAGGUUAUGUCACUGAGUGGGCCGGUGUGCCACGGGUAAAUGGUCAGCUGGCCGUCUCCCGUUCAAUUGGUGACCUUACUUAUAAAAGUUACGGUGUCAUCUCUGCACCUGAGGUGAUGGACUGGCAGCCUCUACUGGCUAAUGACAGCUACUUGGUAGUGUCAUCUGAUGGUAUCUUUGAGAAGUUAGAGGUGCAAGAUGUCUGCGAUCGUCUGUGGGAAGUAAAGAAUCAAACUAGCUUUGGAGCAGGAGUGCCUUCAUAUUGCUCAGUUUCUUUGGCAGACUGCUUGGUUAAUACUGCCUUUGAGAAGGGAAGUAUGGAUAAUAUGGCUGCAGUCGUGGUUCCUCUACAAUCCAAUAUAGACUGGCAGAGCCAACCAAAAGAGCAAUAUGUGGGUGGCAACAUAGAUGAGUUUGCUUCGGGAUUGCAGAUGAAGAAUACAUAUGCACUGCCAUAUAGAACUUUUGGUGCAUUGCAAUUGAAGCAGGCUCAACCAGUUCCAACCAUGUUUAACGAGUUAUUGGUAUGUUCCCAAGAAAUUACAAAACAAAUGUGUAAAGCUAACUCGAGAAGCUUGUACUAUCGGCCAGGGAAAGGGUACAAGUUAAUAAUAAAAUUGGUCAACCUUGUAAUUGUAGGUUGAAGUAGAAAACAAGAGCUUUCAUGUGGCAGAGAACCUAAAUGCAUCAUAUGGGUGAGUUGCAUACUGGUAGCCUCUUCCGCUUCAUUCUCUGGAAGUGAAGUGACUGACUACUAUCACCUCGUUGUAAUCUUGUUUUCGUGGAUCUAAUGCACUAACAUUCAAUUACAACUCAUACCUUGUAGGUGCAUCUAAUUUUUUUUACCAGGAAAAUCAAGAUUACUGAACUAAUCAUGAAAGCUAAGCUAGGACCAAAUAUGUGUGCAUUCUUUUCUUAUAAUUGAAGUCGUUAAUGUU
Arabidopsis lyrata subsp. lyrata is the source of this 1838-nucleotide messenger RNA. RefSeq names its product putative protein phosphatase 2C 50. Lineage: Eukaryota; Viridiplantae; Streptophyta; Magnoliopsida; Brassicales; Brassicaceae. Bases 15 to 1544 code for a protein of 509 amino acids. Gene Ontology annotation, cellular component: cytosol; nucleus. The record is from RefSeq and is a predicted model, not a curated record. Gene Ontology annotation, biological process: protein dephosphorylation. Gene Ontology annotation, molecular function: protein serine/threonine phosphatase activity. The transcript has 7 exons.